Messenger RNA from Trichoderma virens Gv29-8, 858 nucleotides. RefSeq lists its product as uncharacterized. Lineage: Eukaryota; Fungi; Ascomycota; Sordariomycetes; Hypocreales; Hypocreaceae. The record is from RefSeq and is a predicted model, not a curated record. The coding region runs from base 1 to 858 and encodes 285 amino acids. The transcript has a single exon.
AUGUCAACUUUUUUACAUCAGGCACCAGGCUUGGACGUUGUGCAUGAGCGCCUCCGGCUUGAAAUUGAUGGAACUCAAGUAGACCUAGCACUCUUCCGACGAGCCGGCAAAUAUACGCCUAUCUUGUUUCUUCACGGCUGGGGUAGUUCCAAGGAGGACUAUGUCGACGUCCGGCUUUAUUCCGCAUUUGAUGGUCAUUCAUUUCUAGCAUACGACGCACCUGGAUGCGGCGAAACCUGGUGCGCGGAUCUGUCGAAAGUGAAUAUUGCCUUUCUCGUUGAGACGGCGAAAGCAAUUCUCCAUCACUUCCAAAUCUCUGAGUUCCACGUCGUGGGACACUCCAUGGGUGGUCUGACAGCCCUUGAGCUUGCGCACAGCAACCCCAUGUCCAUCCGCAGUUUCGUCAACAUUAAAGGCAAUCUUGCUUCUGAAGAUUGUUUCAUUAGCCGACAAAUAUUUGAUUGGGAGGGCGAGAAUAUGGAUGAAUUUCUCAAUGGCUUUAUGUUGGGGUGCCGCCAGUCAUCCUUCUUCUCCAUGGCCUUAUAUGCUUCUUCAAUUCGGCAGCGAGUCCAACUUGGCGCAAUUAGAGGCAUCUUCGAAUCUAUGGUGCAGUUAUCAGAUAAUGGCGAUCUUUUGACAAAAUUUUUAAGCUUUUCGUUCCCAAGGGCUUUCAUGUUUGGCGAACAGCAUGCAAAUCUUUCGUAUCUAUCGGAACUCAAAGCUACUGGGGUUGAACUUAUGGAGAUUCCAAAGUCUGGCCAUUUCCCUAUGUAUUCUAACCCUGUAGCUAUGUGGCUGGCGAUACAAGAUUUUAUAUAUAGAGCAGAAAGCCGCGAUCUCUCUCCGAUCCGGCAAUAA